AUGGCAUCAGGAUCAAAUGGUCGGUCGAUGGAGUCCCGGACUGGGCGUGCCAAGCAGCGCUACAACUCGAACGGCGAACGGCUUGUCGCGGGUGUGGUCCCUCUGUCGGCGGACAAAUACUAUGUUCUGCUCAUACAAUCCACGCGCAGGAAAGGCUGGGUGCUGCCCAAGGGCGGUUGGGAAUCAGAUGAAGACUGUAUGCAGGCGGCGACUCGCGAGGCCUGGGAAGAGGCAGGAAUCACAAUCACCAUCGAUUACGACCUUGGCGACAUCCUCGACAACCGGCCCCCGAAGAAGCUCUCGAAAGAAUCACCAAAGUCGCUGUACCGCUUCUACCAGGUGACAGUGCUCACAGAAGAGGAGGACUGGCCCGAGAAGCACAAGAGGCAGCGGCAAUGGUUCACAUUCACAGAGGCCCAAGAGGCUCUGGCGCAUCGGCCGGAGCUGCUGGAAGCCUUGAAUCGUUCGGGCAUGAAUCAUGCUUGA
Molecule: messenger RNA, 486 nt
Organism: Microdochium trichocladiopsis
Lineage: Eukaryota; Fungi; Ascomycota; Sordariomycetes; Xylariales; Microdochiaceae
Product: NUDIX domain-containing protein
Exons: 2
Coding region: 1-486 (161 amino acids)
Biological process (GO): diadenosine hexaphosphate catabolic process; adenosine 5'-(hexahydrogen pentaphosphate) catabolic process; diadenosine pentaphosphate catabolic process
Cellular component (GO): nucleus; cytoplasm
Molecular function (GO): bis(5'-adenosyl)-hexaphosphatase activity; bis(5'-adenosyl)-pentaphosphatase activity; diphosphoinositol-polyphosphate diphosphatase activity
Source: RefSeq, a predicted model, not a curated record